AUGUUGUCGCCCGUUUGGUGACACGGAGUUUGAGAAACACUUGCAACUCUGAAACCCUAGAGAUAUUGCAGAGGGAGUGUCAGAAGACUCAGAAAUGCUCGUGCUAUGGAGAGAGUAGUGGUGAAGAACGAACCAAACCAAUUGGCAAUGGUGAAGGAGCGCGUACCAGAGUGGCUCAACAACUCUCUGUGGUCUUCAAAUCUUCCAGCUAACGACGAUCGUCUCCUCCGAUACUCUGCCAAACCUUCCACCGUUCCCGAACCAUCCAUCGAACCACCGAUUCCAGAGCCUCCUCCCAAACCCCAAGAAGUAGAAGAAGAAAAACCGCCUGCCCGGGAAACUAGAGAUUCUGCACGCGACGAUGAACGCAGCUCUCCGAGUGUCUCAGCGGAGGAUAUUUCUCGCCAGUCCCAGCUCUUAGCCGAGCUCUCGAGGAAGAUUAUUAAUUUGCGCGAGUUGCGGAGAUUGUCAUCGCAGGGGAUACCUGAUGGGGCUGGAAUCCGUCCUACUGUUUGGAAGAUCCUACUGGGGUAUUUGCCGUGUGAUCGCAGCUUGUGGGCAACAGAGCUGUCUAAGAAGCGCUCUCAGUACAAGCAUUUCAAAGAAGAACUUCUGGUGAAUCCUUCAGAUAUCACAAGGAUGUUGGACAAAUCUGCUGGUCUUGAAAGUGAUGAUUCAAAAUGUGAACGUAGAGGCCUGCUUCCGAGAUCUGAAAUUCCUCAAGGAGAGCAUCCAUUAAGCCUUGGAAAGACCAGCAUUUGGAAUCAAUUCUUCCAGGACACAGAGAUCAUAGAGCAAAUUGACCGUGAUGUGAAGCGCACUCAUCCAGACAUGCACUUUUUCUCAGGGGACUCUUCCUUUGCAAGGUCAAAUCAGGAAGCUCUAAGAAUCAUAUUGAUAGUGUUUGCCAAGUUGAAUCCAGGUAUAAGAUAUGUACAGGGGAUGAAUGAAGUUUUGGCACCUUUGUUCUAUGUAUUCAAGAAUGACCCAGAUGAGGAAAAUGCGGUCUAUGCAGAAGAAGACACAUUUUUUUGUUUCGUUGAGUUGUUAAGUGGGUUCCGUGACAAUUUUUGUCAGCAACUUGACAACAGUGUUGUUGGUAUCCGUUCCACAAUUACAAAGCUGUCAAAGCUUUUGAAGGAGCACGACGAAGAGCUUUGGCGUCAUCUUGAGAUCACAACCAAAAUCAAUCCACAAUUCUAUGCAUUUAGAUGGAUAACUCUCCUGUUGACUCAGGAAUUCAAUUUCGCAGACAGCCUUCAUAUUUGGGACACACUUUUGAGUGACCCUGAGGGUCCUCAGGAAACCCUGCUCAGAGUAUGUUGUGCCAUGCUGAUUCUCAUCCGGAGGCGUCUAGUUGCGGGUGAUUUCACUUCAAAUCUCAAGCUUCUCCAGAACUACCCAUCCACAAAUAUCGGUCAUCUCCUCUAUGUUGCUGACAAGUUGCGUGCACGAUCUGUUGAAUAAUUUCUAUAACCAUUUUUAUUUGUCAAGUUAAUUUUUAACUCCCACCCAUCUUUUCUGUAUUCUAAAUUUGAUGUCUGUAAAAUUCACUAUCUGUAAACAGGUUUAAAUUAUCCACUUAAGGUUGAGAGAAAAUGGUUUGCCAUAGUGUUUUCAUUCCCUUUCUUCUCUAAAUGUCACAAA
Telopea speciosissima is the source of this 1647-nucleotide messenger RNA. Its product is annotated as TBC1 domain family member 13-like. Gene Ontology annotation, molecular function: GTPase activator activity. The transcript has 9 exons. Gene Ontology annotation, biological process: activation of GTPase activity; intracellular protein transport. The coding region runs from base 106 to 1467 and encodes 453 amino acids. NCBI's taxonomy places the organism in Eukaryota, Viridiplantae, Streptophyta, Magnoliopsida, Proteales, Proteaceae. The record is from RefSeq and is a predicted model, not a curated record.